Parathielavia appendiculata is the source of this 1981-nucleotide messenger RNA. Its product is annotated as carbohydrate-binding module family 50 protein. Lineage: Eukaryota; Fungi; Ascomycota; Sordariomycetes; Sordariales; Chaetomiaceae. The record is from RefSeq and is a predicted model, not a curated record. The transcript is spliced from 7 exons. The coding region runs from base 228 to 1838 and encodes 536 amino acids.
CAUGAUUCGACCAGCAUACCGCUAUGUUUGCGCCCCUGGAACCUUGGCAUGAGAGCGGGGUCCGAAGCUCGAUGUCACGACCUGAAAGGUAAGGGAACGUACCUAGUCAUGCUUCUUGCCAGUGAUGGGUUUGGACUUGGGAUCACCUCCUGCCCCAUCCAGCUCGUCUCUCUCCAGCUCUCGCCGUUCUUCCAUUGUUUCGUUUGUUCCAUCACAGCAACACGAUCAUGCUGCUGUGGCUCCUCUUUUUGGGACUCCUCAGCUUGAGGCCCUCCCAAGCCCAGCAGGUCUCCUUCCUCAACAUCACUGCGCCGUAUCAUAACCUCACAACCACUUGCAUCAAUGUUCUUAACUCAUUUGUCAGCUGCGAUCCAAAAAUCUUGGACGCCGGGCGAAAUGGCAAGUUUGAGUCGGAUGCGACGCUGGCAACCGUUUGCACGACGACUUGUACCAGCUCGUUGACGAGCUGGGUGAGGCGAGUCCUGGGCGCCUGUGCCUCGAGCAGUUACGUCGAAGGUCAAGCCACCGUGAUGGCCGGCUUUCUGGGCCAGACCAUACUUGAACGUCAAGGGCAGUUCUGCAAUGCCAUUCUUCGAGAAGCAAUAACCCAAGGGACGUCGACUGCUGUUCCACCCAGCGUUGCUUGCCACACCUGCGCUGCUUCUCUCAUCAGCACGCGGCUCCAGAUGCCAAUUGGCGCGACGUCGAGUCUCCUGAAAAGCCAGUACGAAUCCUUUACGUCGAGUUGCCAGAUUUCGUCCAUGUCCCUGACACCACUCGCCACUACAACGAGCUGGGUGACCAUCGCGCCUACUGGAACACCCUCAUGCGAAGGGACCACGUACACAAUCCAGUCCGGCGACAACUGCCGGUCCAUCGCUCUGGCGCAGGGCAUUGGAUCUGUGCACCUGCUCGCGGCUAAUAAUCUCGAGGCGGCCUGCCACAAUUUCCCGACCUCCGGCUCAGUGUGCAUUCCAUCGGCAAAGAAAUGCAAGCCUUACCAGCUCAAGGCCGACCUCAGCGACACGUGCGCCACUAUCGCCGGGCAGGAAACCGUCACUUGGACUCAAAUUGUCAGCUGGAACCCCGAGCUGGGCGAGUACUGUGAGAACAUCGAUCACUUGGCGAAAGGGGGCAAUGUCAUCUGCGUGUCCACUCCCGGCGGGGACUGGGUCAACCCCUUUCCCGAGGAACCGUCAACUACAACUUCUGAGCCAGAGACCUACUUUACUCUGCCGCCGACCGAGUUUGCCUCGGCCCCUUCCCCUACCUUCUCGCAGCCCUACCCGAUGGCGGGAUACGUGGACCCGAUCGCUAACGGCAGCGUCCUCGACUGCCAUCUUCAUCGGACGCCGCCAGUCAGGGUAAACGCCACGUCUAACGAGGACAGCUACCGCUGCUCCGACUUUGCCGCCUUCUACGGGGUGUCCAUGGACCAGCUGGUGUCAUGGAACCCCUCGCUCGCCUCGAGAUUGGUCAACGGCGACUGCUUGCUCUGGGCCGGGGAGCAGUAUUGCGCCCAGCGCGACCUCGACCAGUCUGCCAACAUCACGCAGUACUGUGUAGAAAGACGGGUGGCUGAGUCUGGGACACGUAGCACCUGCGACGGCUUCGUGACCUGGUAUGGCCUGAACAGGACUAGUUUUCUGCAGUGGCAUCCCGGUCUGGGCCCUAACUGCGAGAAUUUCCACUCAGGACACACCUACUGCACCAGCGUGCGACAUUUCAGGGCACCAGGAACCAUAGCCACCUGCACCCGGUGGCACAUGGCCACGGAUAUUAACCGUCAGUUCAAUUGCCCAAAGUCCACGAAUCAAGACGUAUCUGUUCUUUACUGAAUUGUGCGCACACCAGCUGCUAAUGACCCCUGUGGUACCAUCGAGAGAAGGUAUGGCUUACAGCAUGCUCGUUUCGUCGCUUGGAACCCGACCGUCCUGAACAACUGCUCCGGAAUUCGUCUUUACUAUGACUACUGCGUGGG